This is a messenger RNA of Aquila chrysaetos chrysaetos, 4507 nucleotides long. It is a transcript of the gene DUSP22, whose product is annotated as dual specificity phosphatase 22. The record is from RefSeq and is a predicted model, not a curated record. Gene Ontology annotation, molecular function: protein tyrosine/serine/threonine phosphatase activity. The transcript has 7 exons. Gene Ontology annotation, biological process: positive regulation of JNK cascade; protein dephosphorylation; regulation of cell population proliferation. Gene Ontology annotation, cellular component: cytosol. Bases 297 to 917 code for a protein of 206 amino acids. Lineage: Eukaryota; Metazoa; Chordata; Aves; Accipitriformes; Accipitridae.
GGAGGCAGUUCCUGGUGGCGCGGCCCCGCGGCUGGCAGCUCCCGGGGGCGGCCGAGCGGAACCCCGCCUCCAGCCAGCCGCCCGGCGGGCAGGAGGGAGCCGCGGCCAGGGCGGGGGGAGAUGCGCCUCGCCCUUCCCAACAACGGCCGAGCCGCGGCCGUCCCUAAUUAACAAUCAGCUCGUCCCCAGUCACCCCCGGCAAGCACUGUCCCAUGCACGCUGACCCGCCGCCGGCAGCUCGCUAGCCGGCAGCCGACGGCUCCUCCCGCGGUGCUGGCGUGCGGGUCGCUUAAGCCAUGGGGAAUGGGAUGAACAAGAUUCUGCCUGGCUUGUUCAUUGGCAACUUUAAAGAUGCCCGAGAUGUAGAGCAAUUGAGUAAGAAUAACAUUACGCACAUUCUUUCAAUCCAUGACAGUGCCCGCCCUAUGCUCGAGGGAGUGAAGUAUCUGUGCAUUCCUGCUGCUGACUCACCCUCGCAGAACUUGGCAAGGCAUUUCAGAGAGAGCAUCAAAUUUAUCCAUGAGUGCCGGCUUACAGGUGAAGGCUGCCUAGUUCAUUGCCUUGCAGGUGUCUCCAGGAGUGUAACGUUGGUGGUUGCCUACAUCAUGACCAUCACAGACUUUGGUUGGGAAGAUGCACUGUCUGUUGUCCGUGCAGCAAGAUCCUGUGCCAAUCCUAACAUGGGCUUCCAGAGGCAGCUACAGGACUUUGAAAAACAUGAUGUUGAUCAGUUCAGGCAGUGGCUGAAAGAAGAAUAUGGGGAAAACUCUUCUCAGGAUCUGCAAGAAGCCAAAAAUCUUCUGAGCAAAUAUAAAGAGCAGGCUGAGUUGCAGCAGAAUACUGGAGGAAGACAGUGGAAUAACAACUUCUCAUCUGUGCCAUCUCUCUCAUACAGCAACUACACAACAGAGACCUAAUCAUAGGAGGUUGAUUUUUUUUUUCUUUCUACCUUUGAAAAACAUCUUGCCAUAAUUUCCAUCCCAUCUUCAAGACUCUCAGCAGUAAUCAUGCAAAGAGUUGAUUUGUAGAAAGCUUCUUGAUGAAAAUACUACAUUAUGUGUGUGUGUAUGAGUGUGUUUCACACAGUUUUAUAAUUUGGGCAGGAUCAAGCACUCUGUAUGCCCAGAGACAUGAUCCAGUUACUGUGGCUGAGCCAGUUUGUCAGCCAGCCACAGCUAUUAUCCCCUUAUGCCCACGUUGCCUGGCAUUUGCUGUGAGGUUAGCUCAACUCCUUUUGUUGUAGGCUAGCAAAGGGCUCUGAGAGAUGAAGUCUCAUGAUUCAAACUGUGGCAGUUUGACAUCUCUGCACCAUUAAUGUGGCAAAGAUGUUAUUGCACCCGAAGAAGGGAACUCAAGUCUGUGUCUCUGCUGCUCCUGUUCACAGUCCAUUGGCAAGUAAUGCUGUGGAGGUGGGCUCGAACUUGAAUGCUGGGCUGCAAACCGGAGCAGGUGAGAUAUGGGUACGUGUACCUUUCUACCAACAGUAGCAUCUAGAGAGAAGUGGGACAGACAGCUCUGAGUAAUAACAUCUUCAACUGCCACAGUUGUACUUGCUUCAGUGCACGUGAGACAGAGCUGUCGGCAGAACUGCCACAGACCAAGAGCACCGAGACUGUUACCACAGCUCAGCUGAUGUGCAGUGAUUUAAGCCGUGGUCCCUUGAUUGUGCAUCUGGUCUCCCAGCAUAAGCUUCUCUGGAGAAUAGUUUAUCAGGUCUCCAGUGCUGCUGAACUUCAUUCCCCAUGGAACACGUGCCUCUUCAACACACGCCCCUGCGCACAUGAUAACGUGUCUCCAAAGAGUGGGCUUGGUGUGAGUGCGAGCACCUGUUUCUUUGCUUGUGCUGUGGUUUGCUCUUUGACUUCAGCUACCUCAAAAAUGCUGUUCUUGUCAUGGUGGUUGUAAAUGCAACCUUGAAAAUUGCCUUGUGUAAUCUUAAUCUGACACUGAGUGAAGUAAGUGGGUGCGUGUGAGAGUGUGCGUGUGCAUGUGUAUUUCACAAAUGUCUGUAUCUGAGAAUUUUAUUGUUUUCUUUUAAAAUUGCCCAUAUUUCUCACUGGUUUAAAAAUUGAGUUGUUUGAAUUCAACUUUCUGCCAUUUUAAAACCACUAUAUAUUUUGCUGUGAUCAGAUUUGUAGGAAUGCAUUUGUAAAAUACAUUUUAAACUAGGUUAAAACUAGGGGCUGUACUCUGCUCUUGGUAACAUCGUUUCUGGAAUGGAGCCAUUGCCUGACUCAAGUGUAUUCUAAGAGUGUAACUUCAAAUAUGCCACCAGGGAUGCUGGGCAGUGUAUUGAUUUCUGAUGGUGUAAUGGGGGGUGGCAGUGAUGCCAAGAUCAUGAUUUCUUGUCUUUGACUCAGAGGAGGGAAGGGCCUAUUUUUCUUGAAGAUUCCAGAAAAUAAAAAAUACCUCCCAAGCAGCCAGGAUAGAAAAACAAAACCAAACCCCUCGUUUGCUUAAAUGUGGUGUGUAUCAUGCUAAAAGCUGAGCACUGAGCGAGAAGCAGUCAGCAUACUAAAUAGACUGUUGUCUCUUUCAAUUUCUUUGGUACUCUGACCUCAGUGAAUUCUUUGGAUGGGAGCGAGGCUUCUAAGGUCAAGUAAGCUCUGGCUGUUAAAUAUAUGUUGUUAAGUAUCUUCAAAAAAUAUAUGUUAUGGCUUGAGAAAUAUGGGUCUUGCAUAUCAAUAAUUGCAAAAAAGGAAAAAAGGGAAUGGGGUGGAACUGGCCUGACCGUUUCAUCUGAGUCCAAGCCUGCGUCAGGGUUCUCAUUGCACUAAGUGCUUUAAGUGUACUGAACAUAGCGAGAGCAGGAUAAUCAUGUCUGUGUUGCGGUAAGGGGUGCUGUUGGAUUUGGGAAGGGUGCUGCAGUUGACUGUUUUCAAGCUUGUAGCUAAAUGACCCACUACCUAUUUGGUAUAUCCAGCAACUGCUCUGUGUUUGCCUGGUAAGAGAAGUAUUUAGCUCUUCUUGAAGAUGUUGAUCUGCAAAUAAUUAGCUGUUUAGGAAUUCCAGCACAACAGUGCCCAUGUUGGCAGUCCCCUCUGUGCUGUGAGAGUGGAUGUGGUAAUGGAAGAUGCUUUCCUCGGUAACAGGGUCUGACACGUGUUCAGGAUGCUGGUCCAUUUGUUCAACCCGCUCCUCACAAUAGGAUAUGUAGUGCAACUUCAGCCUGUCCCCAAAGGGCAGCUUUGUCAGAAGCAUUCUGCUUGCACGCUUGCAGGUGUCCAGUUAGUCCAUCCUGUAGCUGACUGCCAACGCUAUGUAUCCCAUAACAUUUUUGGCACUCUCGUCCUUGCGGUAGUAACCCUGUGAGUGCUGGGAAGUUGGCAAUUCUUUUUCUGUUCUGACAAAUACAAGGCAGAAUGGGAGAGAUCUGUUAAUGUUUGUGUGUCCAAGAUUAUUCUAUACUGGAUUUUUUUAAUAGUUUGGUUAUCCCCAAAGAGUCAGUCCCACAAAUAGGAUUUUUUUUAGAACUGAGUUUGGCUUUAGGGCCAUAUAGCCACAUCAAUGUGCAUUAUGCUGCAGCUUGAAAGCAGAUACAGGGUAAAGCAGGAAGACAGGGGGAGUGCCAUAUUGUCAGCCAGUGGAAGUACUUCUUUCUUUUUAAAAGACAGAAGAGGUAUUUUCUGUAGUCUCUUGCUUCUACCUCUUGUUUAGUGGUCUGUAUGUACUGCAUACUGUGUUUAAGAGUGGCAAAAGAGCAACUGUAGUCUAAGAAAACUUGAAUCUGGUUUGUCCACGUAGAGAGCAGAAUGAUAGUUUACUCCUUUAUUACCACAAGGUGCAGAAGAGAGGGUAGCUACAGUUCUCACCUCUGGCCUUUUAGAAAGGGAGAGGAGCUAACACAGGCUGAGAAUGUGACAUGAUUUGUCUUCCAACCAGCCUUUCAGUGGCAGUUUGUAGGACUUUCCAGCUAUCUGGAACAUGACUAGACCCCAGUCCACCUCUUAGUAGUUGGCCUUUAUAGUGUAGGUGAUGCAUUCAGUUAUUUUGUUUCUGUACUUCAAAAUACUGUCCUCAUUUUGAUGUUCACUAGAAAAUGUAUAAAGUUUAUAACACCUUAUUGGAUAUCCAGAUUUGAAAUGUAUAAUCAAUUUUUUGGGGCUAAACUUGAUAUCCAUGUGUGAUUAUAAGCAAAUGUUUAGUGUUAUACAAUGUAGGUAAUGGGUAAAUGCAUUAGUAUUUAUUACUCUGAUUUUUAACCUGGAAAGAGUUGCUUCCUCACAUUUUGUGGUUGAGUGGGAAGAUAUGGCAAAUCAUAUCUCUGUUUUUUAAAAAGGACAGUAAUAACAUUGGUUGCUAUAAUGGCCACUGCCUAUAAAGAAGUCAGUGAAAAAUUAUAGUAAUUAGUUCAGCUAGUUUAAAAACUCUAAACCUGGUAAGCUUCUUGAUUCUCUGUCUUCCUCUUCCUGGGCAUCUUAGCGAAGCCUUGAUUGCUUUUUCCAAAUGUUUGUAUUUAAUACGUUCUACAAUUUUUUUAUAAAUAAAAGUAAAUGUUAACACCUGA